UAACCCCUCCCUGGCCGGCCCCGCCCCGCCCCGCUCGCCCGAAGCAGCCCCGGCCCCUUUGUCUGCGCCGCGGCCCCGGAGCCCCAUGUCCCGCCGCGGCGCCGCGCCCCGGGCCGGCAGCGACCGGGGCCGGGUGGGGGAGCGGCUGCAGGCCAGCCUGGCCGGGCUGCUGGAGCUCGAGCUGCUGCGGGACACGCAGCGCGGGGCCGUGGCCGGAGCCCUGGGCCGGGCGGCACCGCAGGUCAAGGACCCAUCGCCCCCGGCUCAGCUGGACCGGAGCCGCUCGGAUGACCUGCUGGAGGCCUCGGAGGCCGAUUCCCGGCCCAGCUCCGGCUUCUAUGAGACCAGCGAGAUGGGCUCCCUGUCCGACUCCUGCUCCUCGGUGCUCAGCGACGGCGCUGGCAGCCGCGGGUCCCUGUCUUGGCUGCCCGGCCCGCGGCCCCACUCCAUGGACGAGGCGGCCACCCGCAUCCUGGACCUCCAGCUGCGGCGUCUGAUGGCGGUCGGUGCCCCAGCUCGGAGGCCGGUCUCCACAGGUGACCUGGACUUCCUGCUGAGCCUGGGUGAGCUGGGGCCCCGGUGCCGGCCCUACAAGUGCGACCUGGUGUCCCGUAGCACCAGCGAGAUCUACUGUUACCCCAGCCCACUGCACGCCGUGGCCUUGCAGAGCCCCCUCUUCACUAGCGGGCUGUCCCGGGACCCCUCCCAGGAGGACCUGAGGGAGGAGGAGGCCAUGCCCACAGCUCAGAACCAGCCAGCCCUGUCGGAGGAGCAGCGCCGGGCCCGGCUUGAGCGCUACAUCUCCAAGCUGGUGCUGCGGUAUCGGUGCCGGGCAGCUGAGCCCACCAAGAGCCAGGCGCUGGCCUCAGUCUGCGGCUCCCCACCGGGCGCUGGCCCUGCACCUGGCUGGAAGCUUCGCCGGCGUAUCUCCACCUGUUCCCACCUGCGCUCCCCUGAGGCCCCCGCCGCAACUUCGCUGGGCUCCCUCCUGGAGCACCUCUCGCUAGGCCCAGAGCCGGAGAGCUCCAGCAUGCCAGCAUGCCAGCCUGAGGCCCUCGCCAGGGGCCGGGGGGCCGGGGAACGGCUGUACCGGGGCAAGCACGCCUCGCGGGAGCUGGUGCGAGCGGCGGAGGGGCCGGAGCGUGGCUGGCUGGGGCCACGGGAGCUGCUGCGGCGGCUCAGCCUGCGGCGCCGGAGAGAGGGCAGCCAUCGCUGUGGCUCGGAGGGCAACGUGUGCCCAGCUGCCCCCGGCCGCCCCAAGUGGGCGUCUGUGCUGGAGAUCUCCUCUGUCCGGGCUGCGGAGCCCUGCUUGCCCCCACGCCGCCGGCCGCUGGCUCUGUCCACGGACUCCUGCUUCCUGGGGAGUGGCAGCACCUGCAGCCUCGGCGAGGAGGACGCCGGCAGCCUGGCCGAGGAGUGGCGACCGCCGGCUUCAGGCAGGGCCCUAACGCUCCCCACCGGCGACCCGGGCGGCACCAAGCUGCAGCGAGCUCGCUCCCUCAAGGAGCUCAAGAGGAUGGUGCGCCUCUCACUGCGCCCUGCGGCUCACAAGGGCUCCAAGUGACUCGGGCACAGGUGCCUCUGGCCUUUCCCCUGCCUGGACUGGGCUCCCAGCCCUGCGUGCUGGGGCCAUGAAUCCCAAGACACCAGCUUUCACUCUCCUUUCUCUGGGAACAAUAAAAGCUACAAUGCA
This is a messenger RNA of Alligator mississippiensis (American alligator), 1693 nucleotides long. Its product is annotated as dapper homolog 2. Gene Ontology annotation, cellular component: cytoplasm. Bases 86 to 1564 code for a protein of 492 amino acids. Lineage: Eukaryota; Metazoa; Chordata; Crocodylia; Alligatoridae. The record is from RefSeq and is a predicted model, not a curated record. The transcript has 4 exons. Gene Ontology annotation, biological process: negative regulation of nodal signaling pathway.